AUGGCGAUAGCUGCGCAGCAUUUGUGCACCGCCGCCGUCAUUGUCAGCCAGUUUGCCGUGGCAUACGGAGCUCCAUCGCAGUCUUUAAGACUGGUAGCAUGCCGCGACAGCGUGGACGUGAACCUGCUAACACGUUGCUACAGUGCCCGGGAGCUGGUGUCUGGCCUCAAGUUGAGUGUUUACACCUCUGAUAAAAAUGACGAGGUGUGCCGUAAGAAACGGUUUUCAACGAUAUACAGUCAGAUUCUGAACGUCGUCUACCACAUUUUCUACUCGAGGUUGUCUCAUUGGAUAGCGGCACCAUCAGGAAUUAAGAGGAAGGACGCCAUCGCCGUGCUGGCGCGCUUGUGCCCGCGCCUUCGCGCGCUCGGCAUCGGCAAGUGCGACGUCAGUGACGCGUGGCUGCGCGCCUUUGCCGAGAGCUGCCCCAACCUCAAGAAGCUCAGCGUGCGCAGCUGCGACCUUGUCACCGACCGCGGCGUCCAGUGCGUCGCCUACUACUGCCGCGGCCUCCAGAAGCUCAACAUCCAAGACUGCCAGAUCUCCAUCGAGGGCUACCGCGCCGUCAAGAGGUACUGCAAGGGCUGCAUCAUCGAGCACACCAACCCCGGGUUCUUCUGA
Molecule: messenger RNA, 621 nt
Organism: Schistocerca cancellata (South American locust)
Lineage: Eukaryota; Metazoa; Arthropoda; Insecta; Orthoptera; Acrididae
Exons: 3
Coding region: 1-621 (206 amino acids)
Biological process (GO): SCF-dependent proteasomal ubiquitin-dependent protein catabolic process
Cellular component (GO): SCF ubiquitin ligase complex
Molecular function (GO): protein binding
Source: RefSeq, a predicted model, not a curated record